AUGCAACCAAAAACCGUCGUCACCAUCAACAGCAAUGGCCGCCAGUCGGCGAGCUUCAUCCGCGUCGCCGCCGCCCUGGGUUGGCAGGUGCGCGCCCAGAUGAAGGACCUCAAUGGUAUUGUCGCAAGAGAGAUCUCUGAGCUCCCCAACGUCACCGUCUUCAUCGGCCCUCUCGAGGACAAGAAGUUCCUCGACACGCUGUUCAAGAGUGCCCACGUUGCCUUCAUCAACACCACCCAUUGGGGUGACGAGGUUGCCGUCGGUCGAGCCCUGGCCGACGUCGCGAAGAAGGCCGGCAUCCAGCACUACAUUUACUCGAGCAUGCCAGAUCAUUCCGUCUUCGGGAAAGGAUGGAAAGCACUUCCCCUCUGGGCUCCCAAAUUCACCAUUGAGCAGUACAUCCGCCAGAUUGGUCUACCGGCCACCUUUGUCUACUGCGGCAUCUACCACAACAACUUCACCAGUCUGGACUUCCCCCUCUUCCGCAUGGAACUGCUUCCGGAUGGCAGUUUCCGCUGGCAGGCACCCUUCCGCCCGGACCAGAAACUGCCUUGGUUGGACUCGGAGCACGAUAUUGGCCCGGCCGUGUUCCAGUUGUUCAAGGAGGGACCGCGGAAGUGGAAUGGAAAACGCAUCCCCCUAGCCUUCUCCCUCCUCACCCCAACCGAAGUCUGUGCCGCCUUCAGCCGCGGCCUCAAGCGCCCCGUAUCCUACCGCCAGGGCCCCAUCGUCAUCAACGUUCCCACUCCCACCGGCUACCGGGAACACCUCGCCGCCCUCGAGGAGACGCUCGCGCGCCAAGGAGCAGAGUACUUUGGCCCAGACCUGCAGCCCCUGUGCCCCGAAGCCGCCAUCCAGCUGUGGGAGGGCUGGAGGGAUAUCCAGGAGUAUGCUCAAGAGGUGUUUCCUGUCGAGGAGGCGGCGAAUGGGCUGACGUGGAUGGAGGAGGGCGAACUCUGCGGUUUCUUCAAUGGGAUCAUGGGGUUGGCCGAGUUGUUGGAUCAGGCGAGGCUUUGA
Messenger RNA from Westerdykella ornata, 1017 nucleotides. RefSeq names its product NmrA-domain-containing protein. The transcript is spliced from 3 exons. The coding region runs from base 1 to 1017 and encodes 338 amino acids. NCBI's taxonomy places the organism in Eukaryota, Fungi, Ascomycota, Dothideomycetes, Pleosporales, Sporormiaceae. The record is from RefSeq and is a predicted model, not a curated record.